This is a messenger RNA of Pocillopora meandrina, 459 nucleotides long. NCBI's taxonomy places the organism in Eukaryota, Metazoa, Cnidaria, Anthozoa, Scleractinia, Pocilloporidae. The record is from the annotation of a GenBank genome assembly.
AUGGAAAGCCACUUGAACUUAGCUCUGUGCAGCCUUGAGAUCACUCAGAAUCAGGUUAAAGAUCAGUCAAAGCAGAUUGAGCAAUUGACAUCCAUAUUCAAGGAUCAGUUACAGCAGUUGAUAAAUCAGUCACAACAGUUGAAUGAUCAGUCAGAGCAGAUAGAAAGAUUGGUGGCCAAAAGUACAGAACAGUCACAGCAGAUAGCCAGUUUGAUGGCCAAAGAUUUGAAUCAUUCUCAACAAAAUGAGCGAUUGAUGUCCUCUCUGAAUGACCAGUCACAGCAGAUAGCCAUCUUAACGUCCACUGUGCAGUGUCUGGUGCAGCAGGUAGAACCUCUGACAAGCCAGGCUCGAUAUCAAGCUGCAAUGGUGGACCAAACCGCGACCAAACAAACGAAGGACCAGACAAACAAGAUAGGGGCAACCAAUGCCAAUGUUAAAGAGGGUAAGUUUCUAUAG